Molecule: messenger RNA, 926 nt
Organism: Hyphopichia burtonii NRRL Y-1933
Lineage: Eukaryota; Fungi; Ascomycota; Pichiomycetes; Serinales; Debaryomycetaceae
Exons: 1
Coding region: 92-892 (266 amino acids)
Source: RefSeq, a predicted model, not a curated record
GAUGAGCUGACAGCUUCUUUUUUUUUUUUUUGUUGUUGUGCGAUACUUUUUUCAAUUACGUAAUGCUUCUUUCAACGGUUUACAUCAACUAAUGAUCUUCAUCAUAAACCUUGAAUCCCAGUUGGUGUCGUACUUGCUUGCGUUGGCACUCCGCACCCACUUUGCCCGGGUGCCCCAGUUGAAGAUUGUUGUAUUAGAACAUGAUUCUAAAAAUCACGAUUUUAAACCGUGGUGUGGAAUAAAUACCUUCAAUAAUUAUCAUUUCGUUAAUGAUAAUACCAUAGCUAGUUUACUAAGCUUGUUACUCGGUAAUGAUUUUGAUAUCCAUCGAAUGGACUCGGUCCGCUUGAAGCCGUUGCCGGCAGCCAACUUCAACAUGGAUAAACCGUUGAAUGAACUAAUGGAAAUCAAGCUAUCAUAUAAUAAUUAUUUGGGUUUGAUCUACCAUCCAAUUCUAAUUGUAAACAAGUUAAGGACGUUUUUGAUAAAUUCAAAUAUUGUCCUUACCACCGUGUGGAACAAUGGCCAAUUUUUAUCCCAAAUGGCGGGCACUUACCCUCAAGACCAAAUCAUCCAGUUGAAUUCAAAUAUCUUCACCUAUAAUAAUCUCAUGGUUAACUCCAAUUUAACCCAGGUAGUCUACCAAAAUGUCUUUUCGAAAAAACCUCCAUCCUCGCUACUAUGGAUUCCGAAGUUCAAAACUGGCUUAGGGAAAUCAAAUUUCGAAAUUAACGUCCAUCGCUCGGGCAAACUCACCCAUAUUAAUUUACUCAUUUCAAAUCAUCUUGAUCUUGAUCUAUACCAAGUCUUUAAAAUGAUCGACAUUUACUUGAACUCGCUAGAUCAGUUAUCCCUUUCCGGUGACUUGAAUCUCAAUUUUGCUAAAUUUUAAUACACUUUAUGCAUUGACAAAAAUAUAUAUACUG